This is a messenger RNA of Neospora caninum, 408 nucleotides long. RefSeq lists its product as hypothetical. Lineage: Eukaryota; Apicomplexa; Conoidasida; Eucoccidiorida; Sarcocystidae. The transcript is spliced from 5 exons. The record is from RefSeq and is a predicted model, not a curated record. The coding region runs from base 1 to 408 and encodes 135 amino acids.
AUGAGAUCGUGUGGCAAGAUGAAGCUACUUAAGCUAGUGAGGCUGAUCUGUGCUGGCGGCGCCGUCGCCGAAAGUGUGACUGCUCUAGCUGUGAGAGGGCGGGAAUCACAGGGACCGACGGGACAGGCUCUGAAUAGUCUGCUGAUGUCGCUUGUUAAUCGAUCGCCAUAUAACACAUCCGCCGGUCAGGUUGCUCGAGUUACGCAAGCGCCGCAACUGGCGAUACACCUGUCAAAAGCGAGGUUUGAUGACUCUAUAUCACAAAGUGCAGCGACGCCAUUCAUUGACAAAGCGCAGGAAAACAUAGACAAAUAUGAGGGAGAACUGGCACAUAUGACAGGCGUAAACUUGCUAAAAAGCUGGAUACCUUAUACGCGUACGAGGUAUGACCCUAAGCACGAUCGUUAG